AUGCCGACCAACGAACCAAACAUCCAACAUGAACCUGGCGAACUAGACAAUGGUCCGAAAGCAAACUACAAGCUUCAGCUCGACCAAGCAGCCAGAGAUGCACUAAAGUCUCCGAGUGAAAUAAAAAAAUCUUCCAGUCCCCCUGCGAACCCAGUCUUAGCAUUCCCUGUGCCCUGUUUCUCGGUUGUUUUUAUUCUCAGAGCUGAUGCGUCAUCUGCACCCGAAAACAAAAAAGUGUCACAAUACAUACCAGCCGUUGGAAAGCUACUCGGAGCCGAGAGAGACGAGGUCAAAAAGCCAGAUCCGACCCCAGAGCAGAUCCCUGGCCCUCCAGAGAGGCCGACACAUGACAUCCAAAUAGAAGAGUUCGUCCGGGAUCAGCACAGAAGCAGGACGGAAGACGUGGAGGAUGCAAAAGUCCAAUGA
Messenger RNA from Pyricularia pennisetigena, 426 nucleotides. RefSeq lists its product as uncharacterized. The transcript has 2 exons. NCBI's taxonomy places the organism in Eukaryota, Fungi, Ascomycota, Sordariomycetes, Magnaporthales, Pyriculariaceae. The record is from RefSeq and is a predicted model, not a curated record. The coding region runs from base 1 to 426 and encodes 141 amino acids.